UCAGCCUCCAGGUUGAGAGGCAACUCCCGAAAUAGCGCUGCGCGCAGGGAAGCCUGCAUGCGAGGGGAAAAUGGCUGAAAUGGUUUCGCCGAUUACUCGACAGGUUUCUAAGGAAAAAUGGGAAGCUGGAACAACAUUCCUCGAUAUAAACCUCCAAGAUGUCGAGGACUGUUUGAUUUACGACCGCCGUGGAGUCUCUUCCCCUUUCAAGAGCUUAUAUCAACACAGCAAAACGGUCAUAAUUUUCGUCCGGAAUUUCUUGUGCUACAGCUGCAAGGAUUAUGUUGAUGAUUUGAGCAAAGUGCCCAGAGGAGCGCUGGAGGAGGCUGGAAUUAGACUGGUUGUUAUAGGUCAGUCUGCUCCUCAACAUAUAGAGCCUUUCUGCAUGCUGACUGGGUAUUCUUACGAAAUGUAUGUAGACCCACAAAGAUCCAUUUACCUAAAGCUGGGAAUGAAGAGAGAAGAGACAUUCACAGACUCUGCGCUGCCCAGUCCCCAUGUGAAGUCUGGUUUAUUUAUGGGCCAGAUAAAGAGCAUAUGGAGGGCCAUGACCAGCCCGACCUUUGACUUUCAGGGUGAUUUGCAUCAGCAAGGUGGAGCCAUCAUUGUAGGACCAGGCUCUCAAGUUCAUUUUUGUCAUUUUGACAUGAACCGCCUGGAUCACAUGCCCAUCACCUGGCUCCUUCAACUAGCUGGAGUCCAACACACCCUGGACUUCAGUGAUAAACCAAAAAUUAUCCAUGUGUAGCAUUAACUACCAAUGUAAGUUGGUGAAAACGCUACUAGACCUGACUCUUCAUAUAACUGUAUGCAUUGAAAAUGCAUUCAUUGUCCUGGUUCACCACCUUUAUGGUACUACUGGUAAACUACUGGUAAACAGAUGUCCUGAUUAAAACUUUGGUGUUACUCAUUUCCGUUAAGAUGAUAAAAGUCAGUUCCAAACUUUUUUUUUCUUUGAAAGGAGGUAUGUAGAUUUAAGUUUUUGUGAUGUUUAUUUAAAACCUUAGAAAUGAUCAGUUACACUCCUGUCUCUCAGAGAUCGGUGCUUGAUACUGUAAUCCGGUGUCACUUUUAGUCUGAUCUUAUCAGGGUUUAGAUUCAAACUACAGUAGAGAUGAGACUUUUUUUACUCAAGGUAGUUAAAGCAUCGUUCAAGCAUCUUGUCAAAAGAUGACUUCAGAACAGUAAUUGAUACCUUUUUUACAACUCUGUUGGAUUACUGCAACUCUACAGGGGUUGGACAAUGAAACUGAAACACCUGUCAUUUUAGUGUGGGAGGUUUCAUGGCUAAAUUGGACCAGCCUGGUAGCCAGUCUUCAUUGAUUGCACAUUGCACCAGUAAGAGCAGAG
This is a messenger RNA of Girardinichthys multiradiatus, 1350 nucleotides long. It is a transcript of the gene prxl2c, whose product is annotated as peroxiredoxin like 2C. The coding region runs from base 71 to 748 and encodes 225 amino acids. The transcript is spliced from 6 exons. Lineage: Eukaryota; Metazoa; Chordata; Actinopteri; Cyprinodontiformes; Goodeidae. The record is from RefSeq and is a predicted model, not a curated record.